AUGGAAGAAAGUAAGAAAGGAAACAAAUCGGCCAAAUAUUCAAACCGCCCUUCUGGGCGCGACACAUCAGGUCGUCAGACACAUGCCGUCCUACAAACGGAAUAUAAGGAAGAAUCCAAGAGCACCCAGCAGCCUCAGAACCCGCCUAAAGAAAACAUCAUGUACUGCAAGUUCCAUCGCAGCAACGGUCAUAACACUGAGCAAUGCAGGCACCUCAAAGACGAAAUUGAUGAACUCAUCAAAGGCGGAGCACAGAGGCGAGGAGGAGACAGCACACGCCCUUCUGGAACAGGAAGGCGAUAUCGUGAGCGCAGCAAAUCGCCUGAAAGAAGAAGAACGAAUCAAUCUGGCUCUAGACCCUCCUACAACCGUGAUAGGAGAGAGGAUUCCCCCAGGAAUCGCAGAGCGCGAGCAAGUCCAAACCGCAGAGGGAGGCGUGAAGAAGUGGACGAAGACUCAGCCGCGGUGAAGCACGGAGUGAUAAACAUGAUUUCAGGUGGACUGAGCAGAGGCGGAGAGAUGGCGAACGCCAAAAAGAAACAUUUGAAGCAGUGUCUGGCGGUCGCUGGCAAAGUCAUUGGAAAAGCAAAGAACAACCCUGGUCCAACCAGACCUCAAAUUGUUUGGGACAACAGCGAUUUUGACGAUAUCCUCCCUGGACACGACGAUCCACUCGUCAUUCAAGCUAUAAUCGCCAACUUCGGCGUUAAUCGCGUUUUUAUUGACCACGGUAGCUCAGCCGACAUUUUGUUUUUACCAUGCUUUAAAGCGUUAGGAUUUACUGUUGAUAGUUUAACUCCUGUUACAGGUGAACUCUCAGGUUUCAACGCUACCACCACAAAGCCACUGGGAGUGAUUACCUUGCGACUUUCCCUUGGAACGCCGCCCACCUCACGAUCCGCAGACAUCCAAUUUUUGGUGCUCGACACCUCAUCAGCUUACAACGCCAUUCUUGGUAGAAGGAUGUUCGCCGCCUUCGAGGCAAGCAUCUCACACCCCCACUUGGCAAUGAAGUUCGUUGCCCGUGACCACAAAGUCGCCACGGUGCGAGGAGACCAGACGAUAGCCCGAAGCUGCUACAACAUAUCCUUGCGGCCAAUGGCCAAAGCUAGUUUUAAUGAUGAAAGGCCACCCAAACAGAGGGUGACCUCGCCAGCCGAAAGAAAUCCAGGCGAGGAGACAAAGGAGCAUGACCAAUGUUUUUUGGUAGAAUUUGAUGCCAGAGAUGAUCCGCGCGUGGAACAUGACAGACCCACGCCUGAUGGGGCGUUGGAACAUGUUGUAUUAGGAGAUGCGGAUCAUCAAACAACAACCAUCGGGGCCACCAUCGACCCCGAAAUGAAAUGCAAGUUAAUCAAGUUGUUCAAAGAUAACAAAGAUUUGUUCGCAUGGAAGCCUUCCGACAUGCCGGGUAUCAAUCCAGACGUUUGCUGCCACCGUUUGUCGGUGGAUCCCAAAGCCAAGCCAGUCGCCCAGAAAAAGAGGAAAUUCGGUCCCGACCGCCAGAGGGUGAUUGAUGAAGAAGUCAAAAGGCUCCACGCCGCCGGGUUCAUAAGGGAAAUCAAGUACACAACUUGGUUAUCCAACCCAGUAUUGGUUAAAAAACCAAACGGCGCAUGGAGAAUGUGCGUUGACUACACCGACCUAAACAAGGUCUGUCCAAAGGAUGCUUACCAUUUUCCUAGCAUUGAUCAGUUGGUCGACAACGCGUCCGGAUUCAAAAUACUGUCAUUCAUGGACGCAUAUUCAGGUUACAAUCAGAUUCCGCUUCUUGAAGAAGACCAAGAUAAAACGGCGUUCAUCACUCAGAACGCCAAUUACUGUUAUACAAUGAUGCCCUUCGGUCUAAAGAAUGCUGGGGCCACUUACCAAAGGAUGAUGAAUGAAGUAUUCAGAGACCUGAUUGGCAAUUGCAUCGAAGGAUACAUCGAUGACAUGAUCACUAAAUCAAGAACGUCCGAACAACAUUUGACUGACCUACAAGGAGUAUUUGAAAGACUCAGAAAAUUCAACAUGCGUUUGAAUCCCAGCAAGUGCGCCUUCGGAGUUCUUGCGGGCAAAUUCCUAGGAUUUAUGCUCACUGAGCGAGGCAUUGAGGUCAAUCCUGAUAAGUGCAAGGCGGUGAUUGAAAUGCGAAGCCCACAAACAAUUAAGGAAGUUCAGCAACUAACAGGAAGGUUAGUAGCUCUCACUCAUUUUUUGGCCAAUUCGGCUCACAAAUCGCUCCCUCUCUUUGGCUUACUCAAAAAAGGAACCGUCUUUCGGUGGUCAGAAGAAUGUGAGAACGCCUUCCAGGAAUUCAAAAGGGCGCUCUCUUGCCCACCGGUACUCGCCAAACCAGACAACAGAGAAAUGCUGUAUUUAUAUCUUGCCGUAGGUACCAAGGCGAUCAGUGCAGCCCUUGUCAAAGAAAUAAAGGAAGGACAAAAGCCUGUUUAUUUCAUCAGUAAGGUUCUACAAGGUGCAGAGCUUCGAUACCAACAGGUGGAAAAGGUAGCUUUAACGCUUAUCUUUGCCGCGCGGCGUUUAAGACCGUACUUCCAGUGCCAUCCAAUCACCAUCAGGACCAACCAACCAAUUCGCCAAGUCCUGCACAAACCUGACAUGGCUGGAAGGAUGAUGUCGUGGGCGAUCGAGCUGUCCGAGUAUCAGAUCACCUAUGAGCCUAGGACCGCCAUCAAAGCCCAAGCACUCACUGACUUCAUUGCAGAAAUGACGCAACUUUCCCCGCCCAAGAACCAAGCCAUGGGAACGCCAUUAUCAGAAGUAUGGAAACUAUAUGUAGAUGGCUCGUCAAAGGCCAAAGGCUCCGGUGCAGGGAUGAUAAUAGAAAAUCCAGAUGGCGUGGCUAUCGAACAUUCUUUAUCAUUUGAUUUCAACACCACUAAUAACCAGGCGGAAUAUGAGGCCAUGAUAGCUGGUCUGAUCCAAGCAAAGGAAAUGGGGGCCCAACGCCUCAAAGUCUUUAGUGACUCCCAGCUGGUGACAUUUCAGAUCUCCGGCGAGUACCAAGCCAAAGGAGCACUGAUGUGCAAACACUUAGAAAAAGUCAGAGAGCUAAUUGGAGGUUUUGAAAGUGUCGAGGUGGAACAUAUCCGACGUACUGAAAAUACCCGGGCGGACAUUUUGUCCAAGCUAGCAAGCACUAAAAGCCCAGGCAACAACCGUUCUAUAGUCCAGCAGAGUAUGCCAAACUCGUGCAUAGUCAUGAGUAUCUCAGAGACAGCCCCUGGAGCUACUGAAGAAACCUGGAUCACGCCCAUUGCCAAUUAUUUAGCUGAAGGGGCCUUGCCUCCUAACCAGAAAGAUGCUAGAAAGAUAAUUCGUAGAAGCGCCCACUUCUGCAUAGUACAAGGGCGGUUGUACAAGCGUGGACUUUCAACCCCACUCCUGAAAUGUUUGAAUCCCACUGAUGUUCCAUACGUGUUAGAAGAAAUCCAUGAAGGAAUCAACGGCCAUCACAUGGGCGGUCACUCACUAGCAAAGAAGGCGUUGAGAGCCGGAUUUUAUUGGUCAACCAUGGAACGUGACGCCCAUGAACACGUCAAAAAGUGCGAAAAAUGUCAGAGGUUCGCCGACAUACAUAGAGCACCGCCAGAAGAGUUAACAUCAAUCACCUCACCAUGA
Gastrolobium bilobum is the source of this 3627-nucleotide messenger RNA. RefSeq lists its product as uncharacterized. The coding region runs from base 1 to 3627 and encodes 1208 amino acids. The transcript has a single exon. The record is from RefSeq and is a predicted model, not a curated record. Gene Ontology annotation, molecular function: nucleic acid binding; RNA-DNA hybrid ribonuclease activity. Lineage: Eukaryota; Viridiplantae; Streptophyta; Magnoliopsida; Fabales; Fabaceae.